This is a messenger RNA of Cuscuta epithymum, 2271 nucleotides long. Lineage: Eukaryota; Viridiplantae; Streptophyta; Magnoliopsida; Solanales; Convolvulaceae. The record is from the annotation of a GenBank genome assembly.
GGAGUAAUGCACAUGUACAACCUAUUACAAGCUUUGAGUGAACAAAGCAAUUUCUCAUCCAUUAAAAAGGUUUCCCAAAAUAUGUUGACUAAAACUAAAAUUUUCUCAUUUGACAUUUCAGAUCUUGCCGAUAGUUGUUUGCAUCAUACUGAUAGGAUCCCAUUUCAUCUGAUAAAGUCUCACCUAAUAGUCUGAUAUAGUCUAGGAAUGAAUUCAAUUCAAAAUAUAUUAGGUAUGAAUUGAAAUCAACAAGUCCAGCCCUCCACGGCUAAAUCUUCUAAAAACAAGAUUAUUCAACAAAAUUCAGUUUUUCCAAGGUAGUGCAGACCCAAAGCCAGAGUCACAGGCCAGGAAGGCUCCAGGAUAGCGGAGAGGAGGCAACAUUAUCUGAAGAGGAUAGGACAAUCAGCUGUUGAAUGGGGAAGCAUGUAGAAGAGGAGGUGGACCUGGGAUGGAUAGGAGCAGCCGAGCAGGUGCAGGCGCAUUCCGAGGAGGAUGUCAUGGGUGUGGACGAAUAAAAAAAAACAGGGAAGAGGCGGGCUGGCAUACCCAGACCCGCCACUAAAGUUGAAGAUGAGGACCUCCUGGCUGAUUAGAGUCACUUUUGACUCAAGACUUGUUUUUAUCUUUGACCAUUUUCCUUUUGAACAUGUUUUGCUGUUGUUUGUUUUUGUUUAUACUUUUGCUAAGACUCUAGAACAUAAAACAGGUGGGGAAGAGCCUAGUUUAUUAGUCAUUCGCUCAGUUUCGCCCAAUUCAGGAUCAACGAUUCUGGUUGCUUCUUUUGAUGUGGCAGAUUCUAUGUCUGGUUCAAGGGCAGACGGUAGGUAUGAGGUUCUUGGUCUUAUUGUAACCUGUUUAUGUUCUUUCUUAUUUAUAUAAGUCACCUUCAUCCAAAAAAAGAUUUGGGAUUGGAUCUAUACCAGAUUUUCUCCCCUUCUAAAUGACUUUUGAAAAUAAUAUCUCUUCAACCAUUAUCUCUAAAAAGAGAUUCCACAUUAUCAAUAUUAUCAUUAAAUAAACUCGUGAAUUUGGAUGUUCUAGAGAUUCAAAAUUCCUCGUACAUACGUUUUAUAUAUUUUCAUUUAAGUUAGUGUGCAAUUUGAAUUUAAGGAGCACGUAACUAAAUGAAAUUUUGUCAAUUGUAAAAAGUAAUAUACCGGAUCACGAUACAAUAUUCAGAGGGUGAUCCAAAUUACUCCUAUAAACAGUUUUUAAAAACUAGGGACAAACUUCUGAAAAACAGAUUCUGAUGUUGCUUUUGCUUUUAAAAAAUAAACGAAAAGAGAAUCAAUUCAAAACAUAUCUAGAUGUAUAUUACGAAUUUAUGGCAAUUAUACUCAAAUCAUUAUAAAUUUACCCUAAUCUCCAUAAGUGAUCCAGCGGGUAAAUUAAAAUGUGAAUAAGUAAAUUACAUAAUUAUUCUUAUUCUUAAAUAUGUAUAUAGCUAUUCUAACUUAAGUAUUUAAAAUUCAUGUUUCACAUAUAAACCUUUCAUAGGUUGUCAAAUGUGCAUGGACUCUUGUACUAGGGCAAGUUACUAAUUCUCUCGCUUCUCUCUAGGGCUUCGGCCGCUUGGAGUCUUUUUCCGUCUUCGAUUUUAAUCGAAGGACGGUCGCUUUUUCCGUCUUCGAUUUUAUUCGAAGGACGGCCGCUGUUUGUUUGUGCUUCAUCUUCGGAGGGCGGAUUUGCUAUCAUGGCUUGAGGAGAUCGGCGUUGUGGUCAAGGUUCGAGGAUGAGGCGUUGCUGUCGUCGUUGGAGUAGAUCGGCGCCGCCUAUCCGUAUACUCUGGUCGCACGGAGCAAGGAUGAGUUUGGUUAUAUAGAGACGGAGGAUUGAUGCAUGGUUUUUGGCAGCCAAAGGUCACAGAGGAUCAAUAAGCAUGGUACCGGUGGUACGACCUCCUCCUGAACCACCACCAUGGGAUGUAUGAGGUGCUAGAGUUCGUGAACGCUUUUCUUGUAGUUUAUAUAUGUUUGUUUUUUGUUUUCUUGUGUCCACUUGUGUUGUUGGUUUUGACAGUUUGUUCGAGUUUUUUGUCUCUCUUUAUGUCAUUGGGUAUGGUUGGAUCUGUGGGAACAUGUUUGGCUUUGUCAAGCCCACUACAUGGUAAUAAGUGAUUCGUGUUGCUCUCUCAGGUGUGACCGUCUCAAAGUCUCACUAUAGAGUUACAGUCAUAAUUGUUAGAGUUUCAGUUGGUGUCAAUUUUAUUUUCUCUUUGCUUGAUGUAAUGAUCUGAAUCUUUUGAUAUGAAUAGAUGCCCGUUUUGAU